AUGUUAUCCGCUUAUCAAGGCUAUCAACUUAGUUUAAAAUCAAUUUCAAGAGCUCAAUUUGAUCUUAUUUGCACUCAUAUCAAGCCAGAUCAAGUCAUAUCAUUAAUAUUAUCGGAUUCUGAUGAUACACCCGGUCAAUCAGAAUUGUUUUUUUCACGUUUUCAAAUCACCGAUUUUACGCGAACUCGAAUGCUCAAACUGAUCAAUAUCGGAUCUGCAUCAUUGGAAGAUAUCUGUCGAUGUUUUAAAGAAUUCGCGAAAUAUCAUCGAAUUUCUAUUGAAUCAUAUAAUGCACGUCGAUUAUCUCAGGAUGUAUUACUUAGUGUUGCUACUCAAAUUAAAAUUGGUGCACCAGAAAGAUUGAUUUCAUGCGCUGAAAUUACUUCUCGUUCUUUUGCUUUUCCAGUUUGUCUAAUUAUUCUUCGCUGCUUAACUAUAUCACAAAGUUCGAUGGAUGAUCUUAAAUCAAUUUGUAAAUUGGCACUAAGACUUACGUCUCUCAAAGUUGAGAAUCUCAUUCUCAACGCAAAUGAAGAAUUCUUAUUAUUAGCACAAAAACUAAGACGAUUAGUCCUGUAUUGUAAAAAUGUGCCUGUUUCAAUGAAUCAAAUGGAACAACUUCUAUUGAAUUUACCACAACUAAAAUAUUUUGAAAUAUCAGCUAAAGGUUCCUUUGAUCUUACGAAUGGUUAUUUAUGGGAGAGUUUAACUUAUAAACUGGUUACAUUUAAUUUCAAUUUUUGGUUAAAAAUUGCUGGAAUCGAGGAAAUUCUUAACUCAUUUCGCACAUCAUUCUGGAUUGAGAGGAAAAAAUGGUUUGUCGUUGCUACACGGAAACGUCUUUUCUCUAUUCCACAUUUUUCCAAAAAGAUUGCUGAUACUUAUUUUCAAUUGCCAUUGCAUACAACCAUACCUCAUGGUGAUGAAACAUUACUAUUUGAUAAAGUGACUUAUUUCAUUUUAAAUAAUUCAUUGAUCUCUCAUCAGAACUAUUUUCGUUAUAUAAAAACAUUAGAAAUUAAAAAUACUAAUUCGUUUGAAAAUUUAUCGACAUUGAUUGAUUUAAAUCAUGUCGAAAAUUUUAUUCUAUCAUCAUCGAUGAAUCAUUCAACAAUUGCAACGUUGAUGAAGUCAAUGCCUUCCUUACAGCAAUUCUCAAUUAACACUGAACUUCAAAAGUUUUUUGAUCAAACAAAAAAUCUCUGUUUUGAACAAAUUCGAAUACUUGAAAUCAAUCAACCAAUAAUAGAUGGCAAUUUCUAUGUGAUCGAACAAUUAGUUCGACUAUUCCCGAAUAUUGAAAUUUUACGUGUUAACUCGAUUCGAUGGAGAUUAGGUAUCGCACGUUUGCUUGAUAAAUUUGAAAAUUUAUGGAGUGCAUCAUUUCGACUUGAAAAAUCAUCAACACCAGAGACUGAUAUCGAUGUGUUGAGUUUCAUUCGUAAUGAUUUCGAUGUGUUGAAUUUCAUUCGUAAUGAAAUUGAUUAUGAAAAAUAUGAAGCAUUUCAUAAUCGCUGUCGGCCAAAAUCAACUACAGGUCAAAACCAAGGAAAAUAUUAUGAUUUCUGGAUUAAGAAACGGGUCAGUUUUUCCUUGUAUUAUUCCAAUUGA
Messenger RNA from Adineta steineri, 1611 nucleotides. Lineage: Eukaryota; Metazoa; Rotifera; Eurotatoria; Adinetida; Adinetidae. The record is from the annotation of a GenBank genome assembly.